AAAGUAAUUCUAUUUAUUGUUCAAAGGAAGUCUGUGGAGAAUUACAGCAGUACACACUUGACUGAAGAGCUGCCUUUAUCACAUAACACAGUACAGACAAGAAUGAGGUCAAAACUUAUAUGAAUAGUGAAAUUAGUAAAAAAUCACUAUGGCUCCAAGGUGGUGUGUAUGGCUAAUUCUUGUGGUUACAGAAGGCCUGAAAAUUAAAACGAAAGGGAGUUCACUCCUUUUUCUCUGAUCAAAUUAUAAAUGCAUAAACACCCACUCAAUAUCAGUAAGAGAAGGAUAACAGAGGGAAGUUGCUAACAGGCACACACAUUUGGACAGAUCUGGGAGAAGAGGAGAAAACAGGCUGCAGUAAGACUCAGAAAUGUGACAACUUAAUAUACAGAGGAAGAGACUUGAGAAAAAAAAAAAAGAAUAGUGUUAUAUUGUCAUUUGGGUUGUUGAAAAAAGGAAUACAAACUAAACUGAGAACUAGUCUAGUUUGUAUAUUUCACAAUUUUGUCAUUCUUUUUCUAUGCUCUUUCAACCAUAAAGACUAUAGGAAAUGUAUGGAAAACGAGUAAGAAAUAUUUCCCUAUGUAUAAUUGCAUCCGAGUUUUAUUUGUUUAAAUAGCCUGUUCAGGAAGCGUUUAUAAUUGAUUCUAUAUGUCUAUAUAUAAAUAUAUUUCUGUAUAUAUAUAUAUAUAUAAUUUUUUUUUCUGUAUAUUGUUUUUAAAAAUAAAUCUAUUUAAACCCAGUUGGGUGUUGUUCUGCAUUUGAUUUCCUUUCCAGUUAUGUCACCAAAGCUCUCCAUGUAUUAAAUUCGAAAACUACUAAUUUGUCCCGGCUUGAUGUCAGGCAAACCAGUAUCAUUCCCUUUAAAAGAGCCAAAUCAAACCCAGUAUCAAUGGUAAAUUUAGCGGCAUCAGCACCAAUGCACUUCCCAAUUUAGUACAUACAAUCAAGAGUAAUUUGCUCUCAAGAUGCAGUAGGAAAACAAAAUAAAACUCACCAGCCCGCGUGAACCUCAAUCUUCACAGCGCGCCGGCGGAGCACGGUUUUAUAGCACCAUUUGAACUGUUUGUACAUUGUUGCUUGAACUGUAUUGUGUGUCCACAAGUUGAACUCUAUAACAACCUCCAAUUUUUACACUGUUUGAUCCGAGUCUUUUAUAUAUAUGUAUAUAUACACACACACAAAUUAGUAGAGAACACGUCCUGAAUGAGCUAACUAUGAGAUUCACACAUCAUUCAGAUGAUGCUGGUUUGCUCUCCAUCGUAUGGUACAACACCAAAAACACCUAUAGUAGAGAUAUUCAUCGAAUCUUGAUACACUAACACCAAACGUCCCUGUCGACUCGUUUGUGAACUCAGUAACUAAGUCUCUGGGUGAAAGGGUGUUUUUUUUUCUCUUUGUAAAGGGGAGAACUUUCAAAAUGACAAGACCUAUAGAGCAGCCAGCAGAAAUAUCCAUUUAUCUAGCCAAAUAUCGUCUAUACUGCUUUAAACAGGAUUCUCUUACAUAUACAUGACAUUGUUUCUCAGUCAAACAUCUUUAUUCGCCAUAGAGCAUUAAUGUUCUUCGUUUCAUGCACGGCAGGAGGAAAGGCAGGUAAAGACAGUGGCAAGGCCAAGGCAAAAGCAGUGUCUCGCUCACAAAGGGCUGGACUUCAGUUCCCAGUGGGUCGUAUCCACAGGCACUUGAAGACCCGCACUACAAGCCAUGGUCGUGUGGGAGCAACAGCAGCCGUCUACAGUGCAGCCAUCCUUGAAUAUCUCACAGCUGAAGUUUUGGAGUUGGCAGGAAAUGCUUCAAAAGAUCUGAAGGUGAAGCGUAUUACUCCUCGCCAUCUACAACUGGCCAUUCGUGGAGACGAGGAGUUGGACUCCCUCAUCAAGGCAACCAUUGCUGGUGGUGGUGUGAUUCCUCACAUCCAUAAGUCCCUGAUUGGUAAGAAGGGCCAGCAGAAGACUGCGUAAUUCCCGUUGGGGUCGCUAUGCUGACAUGGACUCAAGGACUUGCGUUUGGGAUGUGUGACCAGAUCGGCUUGUUCAUCCGUUCAUCCAUUCUCUUUUUUUUUUUUUUUAAGUUAAUAUUAAUGUUAUACUAGCUAACCACAAGUGAUUUGUAGAGUUUUGUGUUAAUGUUAUAUCGCCAAAA
Sinocyclocheilus rhinocerous is the source of this 2145-nucleotide messenger RNA. It is a transcript of the gene h2az2a, whose product is annotated as H2A.Z variant histone 2a. Gene Ontology annotation, molecular function: protein heterodimerization activity; DNA binding; structural constituent of chromatin. The transcript is spliced from 5 exons. Lineage: Eukaryota; Metazoa; Chordata; Actinopteri; Cypriniformes; Cyprinidae. The coding region runs from base 1560 to 1964 and encodes 134 amino acids. The record is from RefSeq and is a predicted model, not a curated record. Gene Ontology annotation, cellular component: nucleosome.